Hibiscus syriacus is the source of this 729-nucleotide messenger RNA. Its product is annotated as putative B3 domain-containing protein At2g27410. Gene Ontology annotation, molecular function: DNA binding. NCBI's taxonomy places the organism in Eukaryota, Viridiplantae, Streptophyta, Magnoliopsida, Malvales, Malvaceae. Bases 1 to 729 code for a protein of 242 amino acids. The transcript has a single exon. The record is from RefSeq and is a predicted model, not a curated record.
AUGGUGGAACUACUGAGCCGUGAUGAUUUUAACCACAUUGAUCCCAAUGGAGAUCCUUUUGAAUGGUUGAUUCAAAUAGCCAAAUUUGAGAGAGAGAAACUGCAGGAAAACCAUGAUCAUGGCCAUUCCAAUGGUUUUGAGUGCAAUGCACAGCUGCCUGAGUCUCUUUGCAGGAAAGAAAACAUGGGGUUCGACAACAAUGCUGGUAAGAAACCGAAACGUAAGUUGAAAGAAGAAGAUGGUGAUGGAGAAUGGGGAAGUGGACUGAAUCUGAAACCCAAGUUGAAGAGAAUCAAGAAACAGAAACCCCAAUCCUCAAUCCCAACACCCGACAUGCCGGACAGAUACAAACGGCACAUACUAGAAGACAUGGGUGGUUCGGGUUUGGUUCUAGUGAUUGAGAAGACCCUCUUUUACUCCGACGUUAAUCACACCGCCAGCCGCUUCUCCGUACCCUUCUUGCAGGUCAAAAGUCACGACUUUCUCACAAAAACAGAGGCCGAUGAUUUGGCUCACAAGAAACCAAUGCAAGUAAGCUUCUUGGAUCCAUCAAUGGAGAAAACUACAAUGACUUUUAAUAAGUGGAAUAUGGGGAAAAGCUCACUCUACGUGAUGACCGAAUCGUGGAACUCGGUAGUGGAGACCAACAAACUCAAGAAGGAUGAGACUGUGCAACUCUGGUCUUUCCGGGUGAAUUCAGAGCUUUGCUUCGCGUUAGUCAGAGUCUAA